GAUUCAUUAACUUACUCGUUUACUAUGCUCUCUGUAUACCAAACGAAGUGGCUUUUUUACAAAAACGAAAAAGUUGUUUUUGCUGUUAAUACCUUCUUCUUUUUUCCCACCAAUUGGGUUUGUUUUGGCAAAGAUGCUGUGGCUAACAACAAGUUUUGGAGAAUGGAUGUAGGAUUUGUGAUGGUUUCUGCAGUAUAAGCUCGGAUCUAAUUACAAAAGGAUGAAAGGGUUUUAGCCUCUGUGCUGUGACUUGGGAGCACUUGUUGAAGUUUAUCCCAACAAAACAAACAAUCACCUUUGCUUCAUAAAGUCGAAUGGUGGGUUGUUUGCUGUAAAAGAAAGCAAAUUCAAUCUCUUGACCAUUGACUUGUACUCAAAGCCAGAGGCUUUGGUUAGCUUGGUCAUGCUUAAUUUUGAAACCCCUUAUCUUCUGCCUCACUCUCGUAUGUGAAUGAGUAGUCCCAUGUGCUCUUGGAACCGACGUUUCCUUUUACCUUGUCAUGUUCACAAAGCGAAGCUGAUACAAAAGCUUGCUGUUAGCUAGGUAAAAAGGUAUGGGAUGGUGAUGAAGAGGUCAAAGAGAAGCAGCAGCGAGGAUCAACCAAAUUUGAGAUAAGAGCAUAUAGAUCGUUGGUGGUCAGAGGGGCAGGACUCAUUCUGUUCCAAAGCGUAUCAACUUUACCUUCAAGGCUUGUUUUGUGAAUGUUGUUCCCUGAAACCAAUUUUUUUUUUUUUUUUAAUCUUGUGUAUCUUAAGUAGUUAUGAUGAAUCAAUCAUAUAUCUCUCUCUCGAAAGGUCAACUUGUUAAAGUGGUCACCAACUAAGAGUUGACUUAUUUACGCCAACGAACUCUUAGAUCCUUUCCCAUGUCUCAGCAGCCAACUACAAACUUUUAUGGAGAGAGAGAAAGAUAGAUCGUGGCCAAAAAGAGAAAACACUCGUGGAAACAGUCGUAAUCUGAAGCUUCUUUACACGCUAAGAAUACAAAAGCAAAGGCAUGGAAAUAGUGAGUCGUGGGAGAGAUGAUGAUGCAAUGUUUAGAUGGAUUAAAGCACUUAUCCUUAAUUCUGUUGACUUGUUGUGAUGCUGAUCUUCCCAAGGGUCGUCGAAACCCUAUGGAUGUGGCUAGAGGCACUGUGUUUACUGUGAAUGAGAUUGAAGCACUUUAUGAAUUGUUCAAGAGCAUUAGCAAAGACGGGCUUAUUGAUAAGGAACAAUUUCUGCUGGUACUAUUUAAGAUGAACACAACGAGAAGCCUUUUUGCUGAUAGGGUGUUUGACUUGUUUGAUACCAAACAUACCGGGAUUCUAGAUUUUGAAGCCUUUGCUCGUUCUCUUUCUGUCUUUCACCCCAAUGCUGAAUUUGAGGAUAAGAUUGAGUUUUCUUUUAAGCUGUAUGAUCUGAAGCAACAAGGGUCUAUAGAGCGACAUGAGGUGAAGCAAAUGGUGGUCGCCACACUAGCCGAAUCUGGCAUGAACCUUUCUGAUCAUGUGAUUGAGAGCAUCAUAGACAAGACAUUUGAAGAAGCUGAUACUAAACUGGACGGGAAGAUUGAUAAGGAAGAGUGGCGGAGUCUUGUAUUGCGCCAUCCCUCUCUGUUACAGAACAUGAGCCUUCAACAUCUUAAAGACGUAACAAAGACGUUUCCAAAUUUUGUAUUUCACACUAUAGUGUCAGACACUCCUAGUGAGCUGGAUAGAUGAUGACGGAUGUGAAGAAAGACCAAAACCUUUAAAAGAUUCAUACUUGAUCCUAUCUUCUUCUCCAUUAGUCUAUUACAACCCACUCACUCUUUACUUUUUAACAAAUACAAGAAUACAAGAUCAUAAAGUUUUGACUUCACAGGUUUGUAUCCGCAAACUUGUCUCUGUUGGAGUGUGCAAGUUGAUACUUUUACUUGGCUUUGAGAGAUUAUGAUAUCCUUCUAUGUAUUUAAACACUUUUUUCUUACAAUCGAUUCACACCAAUCUAAUUGCACUUGAAAAAAACUUGUUUGGUAUGGAAUUUUUGUAAACA
This is a messenger RNA of Capsella rubella, 2016 nucleotides long. Its product is annotated as calcineurin B-like protein 6. Gene Ontology annotation, biological process: calcium-mediated signaling. Gene Ontology annotation, molecular function: calcium ion binding; kinase binding. Lineage: Eukaryota; Viridiplantae; Streptophyta; Magnoliopsida; Brassicales; Brassicaceae. The record is from RefSeq and is a predicted model, not a curated record. The transcript has 9 exons. The coding region runs from base 1023 to 1703 and encodes 226 amino acids.